Oncorhynchus tshawytscha (Chinook salmon) is the source of this 6661-nucleotide messenger RNA. Its product is annotated as talin-2. The coding region runs from base 152 to 6661 and encodes 2169 amino acids. Gene Ontology annotation, cellular component: cytoskeleton; focal adhesion; plasma membrane. The record is from RefSeq and is a predicted model, not a curated record. Gene Ontology annotation, biological process: cell-cell adhesion. Gene Ontology annotation, molecular function: integrin binding; actin filament binding; structural constituent of cytoskeleton. The transcript has 48 exons. NCBI's taxonomy places the organism in Eukaryota, Metazoa, Chordata, Actinopteri, Salmoniformes, Salmonidae.
UAUUUGGCCACUUUGAGAUUUCCUCAGCGAGGAGGGUUUUUUACUCAAUAGAGCAGGACUUCUGGUUAUAUGUGCAUCUGAAGGGCUGAUUGCAGGCAAUGAAGCAGUAGAACAUUAGCAGGUGUAGACAUACCCCACACCACCUGCCAAGAUGGUGGCCCUGUCCCUGAAGAUCUGCGUCUGCCAGUGCAACCUGGUGAAGACCAUGCAGUUUGAGCCGUCCACGGCCGUCUACGACGCCUGCAGAAUCAUCAGAGAGAGGGUUCCCGAAGCCCAGACUGGACAAGCCUCAGACUACGGUCUGUUCCUUUCUGAUGAGGACCUCAGGAAAGGCAUCUGGCUGGAGUCAGGAAGAACUCUGGAUUAUUACAUGCUGCGGAAUGGGGAUAUCAUUGAAUACAAGAAGAAACAGAGGCCAUUGAAGAUCAAGAUGCUGGAUGGAGCUGUGAAAACCAUCAUGGUGGACGACUCCAAAACAGUGGGAGAGCUGCUAGUGACGAUAUGCAGUAGAAUAGGAAUCACCAACUACGAGGAGUACUCUCUGAUCCAGGAGGUAAUGGAGGAGAAGAAGGAGGAUGGGACGGGCACCCUGAAGAAAGACAGGACUCUGCUCCGAGACGAGAGGAAGAUGGAGAAACUCAAAGCCAAGCUUCACACAGACGAUGACUUGAACUGGCUUGACCACAGCAGAACGUUCCGUGAGCAGGGGGUGGAGGAGACCGAAACUCUUCUGCUCAGGAGGAAGUUCUUCUACUCAGACCAGAACGUGGACUCACGAGACCCGGUCCAGCUCAACCUGCUCUAUGUCCAGGCACGAGAUGACAUCCUAAAUGGUUCUCACCCUGUGUCCUUCGACAAGGCCUGUGAGUUUGCAGGGAUUCAGGCUCAGAUCCAGUUUGGACCGCACAUAGAACACAAACACAAGCCUGGAUUCCUAGACCUCAAGGAGUUUCUACCUAAAGAAUAUAUCAAGCAGCGAGGGAAUGAAAAGAAAAUCUUUCAGGACCACAAGAACUGUGGUGAGAUGACAGAGAUAGAAGCUAAAGUAAAGUACGUGAAGCUAGCCAGGUCCCUAAGGACAUACGGAGUGUCUUUCUUCCUGGUGAAGGAGAAGAUGAAGAGUAAGAAUAAGCUGGUCCCCAGGCUGUUGGGGAUAACCAAAGAGUCAGUGAUGAGGGUGGAGGAGAAGACCAAAGACGUGGUGCAGGAGUGGCCCCUCACCACUGUAAAGAGAUGGGCCGCCUCGCCCAAGAGCUUCACCCUGGAUUUUGGGGAGUACCAGGAGAGCUACUACUCAGUCCAGACCACUGAGGGAGAACAAAUCUCUCAGCUCAUCGCUGGAUACAUCGACAUCAUCCUCAAAAAGAAGCAAAGUAAAGACCGUUUUGGUUUAGAAGGAGAUGAAGAAUCCACCAUGCUGGAAGAAUCUGUCUCCCCUAAGAAGUCGACGAUCCUGCAGCAGCAGUUUAACCGUGUGGGUCGUGUGGAGCAUGGCUCUGUGGCUCUACCAGGGGUGAUCAGGUCUGGCUCUAUAGGAGCAGAGUCUCUCAGCAUGGGCACCAUGCCUUCUGCACAGCAACAGGUCAUCAUGGGACAGAUGCACCGAGGACACAUGCCACCACUGAGCUCGGCCCAGCAGGCCCUGAUGGGGACCAUCAACACCAGUAUGCAGGCAGUACAGCAGGCACAGGCUGAUCUGGGGGAGGUGGACAACCUGCCUCCUCUGGGACAGGACAUGGCGUCCAAGGUGUGGAUCCAGAACAAGGUGGAUGAGUCCAAACAUGAGAUCCACUCCCAGGUGGACGCCAUCACCGCAGGAACAGCUUCUGUGGUCAACCUCACCGCUGGUGACCCGACAGACACAGACUACACUGCAGUGGGCUGUGCCAUCACCACCAUCUCCUCCAACCUGACAGAGAUGUCUAAGGGUGUGAAGCUACUGGCUGCUCUUAUAGAGGACGACACGGGCGGGAGCAAUGACCUUAUGGGUGCCGCUAGGAACCUUGCUGGGGCCGUCUCUGACCUGCUCAAGGCUGUGGAGCCUGCCUCCGGAGAGCCCCGUCAGACUGUGCUGAGUGCAGCAGGCAGUAUAGGCCAGGCCAGUGGGGACCUGCUGCUUCAGAUAGGAGAGAACGAGUCAGACGAGAGGUUCCAGGAGGUGCUGAUGAUCCUGGCCAAGGCGGUGGCCAACGCGGCAGCCAUGAUGGUGCUGAAGGCGAAGAAUGUGGCCCAGGUGGCAGACGACACGGUCCUACAGAACAGAGUAAUCGCUGCUGCCACGCAGUGUGCCCUCUCCACCUCCCAGCUGGUGGCCUGUGCCAAGGUGGUGAGUCCCACCAUCAGCUCCCCAGUGUGCCAGGAGCAGCUGAUUGAGGCAGGGAAGCUGGUAGACCGCUCAGUGGAGGGCUGUGUCCAGGCCUGUCUGUCUGCCACAGUCGACGGGGAGAUGCUGAAGCAGGUGAGUUCUGCAGCCAGUGUUGUCGGUCAGGCCCUGGGGGACCUGCUGGAGCACGUAUGCCACUACGCCUCCCACGGCGAGCCCAUUGGUCGCUACGACCAGGCCACCGACACCAUCAUGACCGUAACAGAGAGCAUCUUCAGCUCCAUGGGAGACGCAGGAGAGAUGGUUCGGCAGGCCAGGGUCCUAGCUCAGGCCACCUCUGACCUGGUGAAUGCCAUGCGGUCAGAUGCUGAGGUGGAAGUGGAUGUUGACAACUCUAAGAAGCUACUUGCUGCAGCUAAACUACUGGCAGACGCCACAGCCAGGAUGGUGGAGGCUGCUAAGGGCGCAGCGGCAUACCCAGAGAACGAAGACCAGCAGCAGAGACUGAGGGAGGCGGCUGAGGGGUUGCGCGUGGCCACCAACGCUGCAGCUCAGAACGCCAUCAAGAAGAAGCUCAUUAACAGGCUAGAGAAUGCCGCCAAGCAAGCUGCAGCUGCAGCCACCCAGACCAUCGCUGCCUCCCAGAAUGCAGCAACCUCCAACAAGAACACCGCCGCUCACCAGCAAUUAGUGCAGAGCUGCAAGGCCAUGGCAGACCACAUUCCCCGGCUGGUCCAGGGGGUAAGGGGCAGCCAGGCCCAGCCUGAAGACCUCACUACCCAGCUAGCCCUCAUCACCACCAGUCAGAACUUCCUACAGCCUGGCAGUAAGAUGGUGACAUCAGCGAAGUCGUCUGUUCCCACGGUGAUGGACCAGGCCGCUGCUAUGCAGCUGGGUCAGUGUGCCAAAAACCUGGCCACCAGCCUGGCAGAGCUCAGAACCGUAGCACAGAAGGCCCACGAAGCCUGCGGCCCCAUGGAGAUCCACUCAGCUCUCACAGCCGUCCAGACUCUGAAGACUGAGCUCCAAGACGCCAAGAUGGCUGCCAUAGACAUGCAGCUGAAACCACUACCUGGAGAAUCGAUGGAGCAGUGUGCUCGGGAUCUGGGCAGCACCUCCAAGUCUGUGGGAUCCUCCAUGGCUCAGCUGCUCACCUGUGCUGCACAGGGCAAUGAACACUACACAGGGUUAGCAGCCAGAGAGACAGCCCAGGCCCUGAAGACUCUAGCCCAGGCAGCGCGGGGCGUGGCAGCCUCUACCACCAACCCUCAGGUAGCGGCGUCCAUGUUGGAUUCAGCCUGUGAUGUUAUGGAAGGCUCGGCCAUGCUGAUCCAUGAGGCCAAGCAGGCCCUGGUCUCUCCCGGUGACGCAGAGAGCCAGCAGAGGCUAGCCCAGGUGGCCAAGUCUGUGUCCCACUCUCUGAAUAACUGUGUCAACUGCCUGCCUGGCCAGAAGGAUGUGGACAUGGCCCUCAGGAGCAUUGGAGAGGCCAGCAAGAAACUGCUGGGAGAAACGCUCCCUCCAUCCACCAGGUCGUUCCAGGAGGCCCAGAGCGAGCUGAACCAGACCGCAGCAGAUCUGAACCAAUCAGCAGGAGACGUAGUCCACGCCUCCCGCGGCUCCAGCACCCAGCUCGCAGACGCAUCUGGGAAGUUUAGCGAAGACUUUGAUGAGUUCCUGGACGCCGGCAUUGAGAUGGCUGGGCACACUCAGAGGAAAGAUGAGCAGAUCCAGGUGAUAGGUAACCUGAAGAACAUCUCCAUGGCUUCCAGCAAGCUGCUCCUGGCAGCCAAGUCUCUGUCUGUAGACCCUGGGGCAGCUAACGCCAAGAACCUUCUGGCUGCUGCUGCAAGAGCAGUGACAGAGAGCAUUAACCAGCUAAUCACAUUGGCCACACAGCAGGCCCCGGGACAGAAGGAGUGUGACAAUGCCCUACGAGAGCUGGAGGCGGUGAAAGGAAUGUUAGCCAACCCCAACGAGCCAGUCAGCAACCUCUCCUACUUCCACUGCAUCGAGAGCGUCAUGGAGAACUCCAAGGUCCUGGGAGAGUCCAUGGCUGGCAUUUCUCAGAACUGUAAAACCGGGGAUGUGCCAGCAUUUGGGGGCUGUGUGGGACUGGCCUCCAAGGCCCUGUGUGGGCUCACUGAGGCUGCAGGACAGGCCUCCUACCUGGUGGGCGUGUCUGACCCCAACAGUCAGGCAGGGCAUCAGGGGUUGGUCGACGCCAUCCAGUUUGCACGAGCCAAUCAGGCGAUCCAGAUGGCCUGUCAGAACCUGGUGGAUCCGGACAGCAGCCCCUCACAGGUGCUGUCGUCUGCCACCAUCGUAGCAAAGCACACAUCAGCUCUUUGCAACGCCUGUCGCCUGGCCUCCUCCAAGACAGCCAACCCCACAGCCAAGAGACACUUUGUCCAGUCUGCCAAGGAGGUGGCCAACAGCACAGCCAACCUGGUCAAAACUAUAAAGGCUCUGGAUGGUGAUUUCUCUCAGGAGAAUAGGAACACGUGUCUGGUGGCCACAGCUCCACUCAUAGAGGCUGUUGAGAACCUCACAGCGUUUGCGUCUAAUCCAGAGUUCGCCAGCAGCCCUGCUCAGAUCAGCAAUGAGGGCUCUGCCGCUCAGGAGCCCAUCCUCCAAUCCGCUCGCUCCAUGCUGGACAGCUCCACCCACCUGCUGAAGACUGCACGUUCACUGGUUAUUAACCCCAAAGACCCACCCACCUGGUCGGUCCUGGCUGGCCACUCUCGGACUGUGUCCGACUCCAUCAAAGGUCUCAUCACGGCCAUCAGGGACAAGGCUCCAGGCCAGAGGGAGUGUGACUACUCCAUAGAUAACAUCAACAGAUGUAUCCGGAACAUUGAGCAGGCCUCGCUAGCCGCAGUCAGCCAGAACCUGGCCAGCAGGGAUGACAUCUCACUGGAGGCCUUGCAAGAGCAGCUGACGUCGACAGUGCAAGAGAUUGGAUACCUAAUCAACCCAAUAUCUACAGCUGCUAGAGGGGAAGCUGCCCAACUAGGACACAAGGUGACCCAACUGGCGGGCUACUUUGAGCCUCUGAUCAGGGCGUCGGUGGGUGUGGCGUCCAAGCUGCAGGACCACCAGCAGCAGAUGACCUUCCUGGACCAGACUAAGACCCUGGCAGAGUCCGCCCUGCAGAUGAUCUACGCAGCCAAGGAGGGAGGAGGAAACCCCAAGGCGUCCCAUACCCAUGAUGCCAUAGCGGAGGCUUCCCAGCUGAUGAGGGAGGCGGUGGAUGACAUCAUGGUGACCCUGAACGAGGCCGCCAGCGAAGGGGGUAUGGUGGGCGCCAUGGUGGACUCUAUUGCUGAGGCCAUGGGAAGGCUGGACGAGGGGACCUCUCCUGAACCAGAAGGAUCGUUUGUAGACUACCAGACUACCAUGGUGAAAUACUCCAAGGCCAUUGCGGUCACCGCCCAGGAAAUGAUGACCAAGUCUGUGACGUGUCCAGAGGAGCUGGGGGGUCUGGCCUCUCGGGUGACCACAGACUACAGCCAGCUGGCCCUGCAGGGACGUCUGGCCGCGCACACUGCAGAACCCCAGGAGAUUGGUUUCCAGAUCAAGGCUGAUGUUCAGGAGCUGGGUCACGGCUGUAUCUUCCUGGUGCAGAAGGCUGGAGCGCUGCAGAUCACCCCCUCAGACAGUUACACCAAGAGAGAGCUCAUAGAGUGUGCCCGCACUGUCACAGAGAAGGUGUCGAUGGUGCUGUCGGCCCUACAGGCUGGUAAUAAGGGCACUCAGGCCUGCAUCACAGCUGCCAGUGCUGUCUCUGGCAUCAUCGCUGAACUGGACACCACCAUCAUGUUCGCCUCCGCUGGCACACUCAACGCAGAGAAUGACGAGUCCUUCGCUGACCACAGUCCCCCUACUCUACAGUCCCCCUACUCUACAGUCUCCCCUACUCCUCUGCCCCCUACUCCACAGCCCCCUACUCUACAGCCCCCUACUCUACAGUCCCCCUACUCGACAGCCCCCUACUCUACAGCCCCCUACUCUACAGCCCCCUACUCCACAGCCCCCUACUCCUCUGCCCCCCUACUCCACAGCCCCCUACUCCUCUGCCUCCCCUACUCCACAGCCCCCUACUCCUCUGCCCCCCUACUCCACAGCCCCCUACUCUACAGCCCCCUACUCUACAGCCCCCUACUCUACAGCCCCCUACUCUACAGCCCUCCUACUCUACAGUCCCCCUACUCUACAGCCCCCUACUCUACAGCCCCCUACUCCACUCCACAGCCCACCUACUCCUCUGCCCCCCCUACUCCUCUGCCCCUACUCCACUCCACAUGCGGAUUCAGACUACAGAAAAUCUCCCCAUAA